Yamadazyma jaroonii is the source of this 648-nucleotide messenger RNA. NCBI's taxonomy places the organism in Eukaryota, Fungi, Ascomycota, Pichiomycetes, Serinales, Debaryomycetaceae. The record is from the annotation of a GenBank genome assembly.
AUGCAAAGAUUAAUAACUAAACAAGUUAGAUUAUUAUCUAAUUCCACCAAAUUAUACAAACCAGUAGCCACAGAAUACUUUACUACUGGAGGAUCAAGUCAAUCCGUAUGGCCACAAAAUUUUAGAUUACCUCAACCAAAGACUUGGGAAGAAAGUAAUGAAAGUGCUUUAAGUAAAGCAACUAAAUUUUUCUUCCUUAAUGAAAUUGCUAGAGGUAUGUACAUUUGUAUGGAAAUGUAUUUCAGACCUCCAUAUACUAUUUAUUAUCCAUUUGAAAAAGGGCCAAUUUCUCCAAGAUUCAGAGGUGAACAUGCUUUAAGAAGAUACCCAAGUGGUGAAGAAAGAUGUAUUGCUUGUAAAUUAUGUGAAGCUAUUUGUCCAGCACAAGCCAUUACCAUAGAAGCUGAAGAAAGAUUGGAUGGUUCAAGAAGAACUUUCAAAUAUGAUAUUGAUAUGACCAAAUGUAUUUAUUGUGGAUAUUGUCAAGAAAGUUGUCCAGUUGAUGCUAUUGUUGAAAGUCCUAAUGUUGAAUAUACUACUGAAACUAGAGAAGAAUUAUUAUAUAACAAAGAAAAAUUAUUAGAAAAUGGUGAUAAAUGGGAACAAGAAUUACAAUAUUGUAUCGAUGCUGAUGCUCCUUAUAGAUAA